Molecule: messenger RNA, 1842 nt
Organism: Stegastes partitus (bicolor damselfish)
Lineage: Eukaryota; Metazoa; Chordata; Actinopteri; Pomacentridae
Gene: pglyrp2
Product: peptidoglycan recognition protein 2
Exons: 4
Coding region: 1-1449 (482 amino acids)
Biological process (GO): peptidoglycan catabolic process
Molecular function (GO): N-acetylmuramoyl-L-alanine amidase activity; zinc ion binding
Source: RefSeq, a predicted model, not a curated record
AUGUCUUUAUUUGGACUGAAUUUUGUUGUUCUGGCUUCGUUCUACUUCUUUGCUGUUGACAGCAGGCCGACAGCUGUUCACCUGCGUAACAUGGACAGCUUCAUCCGAGCCGUGCAGCAGGUUGAAGACUCCAACCCUGGUGUGUGUCCGCUGGCUCUGGUUCGGGCCCUGCGGAGGACCGCCGGCCAUGAUGAUAUGAUGACCGUCCAUUUCCUGGGUGCUUCAAAUAAUCUCACUGACACUGAUGGUCUAGAGACGGCCAUUCUUAAUGUCUCGUCCUUCAGCUUUUUUGACAAGGCCAUCCACCACAUUGUGACAGACUACGGAGAAGAACGAGGGGUGGUUCUCGCUCCAGAUGGUACGACGGUAGCUCUCGCACCCUUAUUGCUCGGAAUUGAAUCGGGGCUGAAAGCCAAGAUGGAGGGGACGACAGCUGUUGGGAUCUUUCCGCUCACUCUAGGCAGGACUCUGGGCCUGUCAUUCCUCAGCCUCCAGGACUUCCCAGCAUCCCUCCGCCUGGGGCCAAACGGGUGCUGGGACAGCGUGGAGCGCCCUAAGGUGUUCAAGCUGUCUCGGCCACCCACUCUAGCCACAGAUGCCAUGAUCAAUGGGGGUAUGGAUGGAGCUAUACUGGGCACAGACCUCAGCAAUCUGUCUGCAUCUGAACAGCCACCGGCCCUUAGUAAGAUUUUGAAGGGCUACUAUAGUUUUGUUCUAAGUGAAGAGCGGGGCCUUGAUGCAGUGACCAGCCAUGUUAGCCCGAGGCGAAGGGAGCUCUCUAGAUCCAUUCUGGAGACGGCUAAUCUUCACAGCCAGCUGAUGGACACACUGACAUUGGUCUGGAAGCUGGAGAAGACAGAAUGGAUUGCUCUGGACACUGGAGUGAGCAAGGCAGUUAAGGAUGGACUGAAGACAUUUGUGCACAAGUACUGGGACUGCCCUCAAAUCAUCCCUCGCUGUCAGUGGGGGGCAAAACCCCCUCAGGAUACACCCAUCCCGCUGUCCCUUCCCCUUCGGUUUCUCUACGUUCAUCACACCUAUGAACCAUCCUCGCCCUGUUUAUCCUUCACAAACUGCUCUCGGGACAUGAGGUCCAUGCAGCGUUUCCACCAGGAGGACCGCGGCUGGAAUGACAUAGGAUACAGCUUUGUGGUCGGCUCUGACGGCUACGUAUAUGAAGGCAGGGGUUGGAACCUGCUUGGCACGCACACCAGAGGCCACAAUGCCAUCGGUUAUGGCGUGUCGAUCAUCGGUAACUACAGCUCCACCCUGCCGUCUCGCCACGCCAUGGACCUGCUGCGCCAUCGCCUGGUCCAGUGUGCUGUAGAUGGAGGAGGGCUGGCUGCCAACUUCACCAUCCACGGCCACAGACAGGUGGUGAACUACACCGUCUGCCCUGGAGACGCCUUCUUCUCAGAAAUCAGAAACUGGGAACAUUUCAGGGAUUGACAGGGUCACCCACAGCCAGGUUGACAGUCGUAAACAUCAUUAAUAGUUCUUCAGGGUAUGAUAGCUAUUUAUUUUUGAAUAAUUUUAAAAUAUAUUUUCGGUAUGUUUUGCUAUGAAAUGGCUCUUGGGUAAUUCUCCAGACUCUGGAUCAGGUUAUCAUGGUAACACUGGAGACUCAGUUCAGAUCCACGUGUUCCAGUGCAGGAUUAAAUUAAUUCAAUGAUGCCUCUCUCUGGUCAUCCCCUCACAUGUGAAUGUAAAUACAAAUACAAUUCUCCUGUAGGAGUAAGACAAACUUUGUUCUCAGGCUCAAGUCAGCGAAACAGAGAUAAUUAACAUUCGUCUUAUUACACAAUCUUUAUUUUUCCUCUUUUACAUGAAGCCAAAUCUCCA